Messenger RNA from Synchytrium microbalum, 267 nucleotides. RefSeq lists its product as uncharacterized. Lineage: Eukaryota; Fungi; Chytridiomycota; Chytridiomycetes; Synchytriales; Synchytriaceae. The transcript has 4 exons. The record is from RefSeq and is a predicted model, not a curated record. The coding region runs from base 1 to 267 and encodes 88 amino acids. Gene Ontology annotation, biological process: nucleotide-excision repair, preincision complex assembly; nucleotide-excision repair; transcription initiation at RNA polymerase II promoter. Gene Ontology annotation, cellular component: transcription factor TFIIH holo complex; transcription factor TFIIH core complex.
AUGUCGAGGACACCAACACCAGCUCCAGGUCCACCAACAGGAGUCCGCGCUCUCGUGGGAGUCAUCAUUGAAUGUGACCCAGCAGCCAAACAGAUAAUAAAAAAGAUCCACGACGAGAACCCUUUGAAUGAGAAAUUCAUUGUAUCGGAUUUGGACGAGACCCAUCUAUUUGUCAAGGGAGACAUGGGCUUGUUGCAAGACGUUCAGAGGAAACUAGAUCAAAUAUUAGAGCAGAAUACAUAUCGCAUCGCAGACAACAGUCGCUGA